Molecule: messenger RNA, 653 nt
Organism: Cylicostephanus goldi
Lineage: Eukaryota; Metazoa; Nematoda; Chromadorea; Rhabditida; Strongylidae
Source: the annotation of a GenBank genome assembly
AUGAAAGCUUUCGAAGCGCUACAACGAGCUCGAAGAGACACUGAUGACAUGACUGUGAGGCAGCUUUUCGAGGAUUCUGACUAUGUCGGUGAUUUCGAACAAAUCGAUGCGACUACCGCUGCCGCCUUUGUGACAGAAAAAUUGAAGCCAAAUUCUUCUCAUUUUGAAGACUUAAAAUCAAAGAAAAAGCUUGGCAAUCUCAAAACGGCAAAACGGAUACCGUAUUUCUAUGGACACCGCACAAAAAAUAGUACUGCUUCUUCAACUUCUCCUCCUCCGAAGUACUUCGUAAUUAAGAGCAAGCCUAAUACUGAACCGAAGCAGAAGAAUCCUCCAAUUGUCCCGCCGCAGUAUGGCCGCCAACCUCAUAAAGGUUUCAUGACCCGUGGAAUUGCAUCCGUGAAGGCUAUUCGACAACCUUUCGUUUCCGAUACUUGGAGCAACGCAGGGAAGCAAGCUUACUAUCGACAUCAUUUGUCACCAACGGUAUAUUUCCUUCCAGUUGAGCAUUUCUUAUUUUUAUAUUAUUUUUUCUUUUCUCACUUGGUAGGUGUAGCAUCCUACGAAUUCGUUAACUAUUUUUGUAGAUUGGAAAUUGAAGUUAUGGAAUCAAAGAAUAUGUUUUGUGUUGUCUGUCGCAUCGUUCUUUAACA